Helianthus annuus (common sunflower) is the source of this 2783-nucleotide messenger RNA. RefSeq names its product sulfoquinovosidase. Gene Ontology annotation, molecular function: carbohydrate binding; hydrolase activity, hydrolyzing O-glycosyl compounds. NCBI's taxonomy places the organism in Eukaryota, Viridiplantae, Streptophyta, Magnoliopsida, Asterales, Asteraceae. Bases 120 to 2678 code for a protein of 852 amino acids. The record is from RefSeq and is a predicted model, not a curated record. The transcript has 8 exons. Gene Ontology annotation, biological process: carbohydrate metabolic process.
CAAACCUGUAAAUUCACACUAGAUCAAAAAACAUGUUCUAGAAUCUGAAUCCAGAUUUGGCUGAUCAGCAUCCCAUAAAAAGCAAACCUUUUGAAACUUAACAACACAAAUUUUCAAAAAUGUCAACCCUCAAAAUCACCAAGAAACACAAUAAACAUCUCAACAAUCCCUUCCCAUCAAACCCAAAAUCUUUAUCCAUCAAGCAAGGAACUUUGUUGUUAAAUUACCAAACUACCCUUCCACACCACCAUAUUUUCACAAUUGGAAGUGAUUUUCAGUUAACUUGGAGAUCAGAAAAUGGUGGGUGUGUGUCUAUUUCUCAUAAAUCUCAACCUACAAGAUCCAUAUGGUCAACAAUCCCUGGUCAACCAUUCAUUUCUGCUGCAAUGGCUGAAACAGAGGUUGCAGAAAGCAGGGGAUCAUUCAUGAUCAAAGAUCGAAAUGUUCGAUUACUAUGUAAUCAUCAAACUAUUGAAGAUAUUAAGGUUUCGAAAGAAAAUGAACAAGAUUUUGAAUCUGGGUAUGUUGAAUUUGGAUCCGAAUACCCUGUUGUUGAAAUAACGGGUCGGGUUUUCGGUAUGAGGAAGAACAAAAGUGUGUUGAAUCAAGAAAAGUGGUAUUCUUUAGAAAAAGACGUUCAUAGUUAUGCAAAGUAUAGGCUUUUAUUUGCUCAAAAGAAUAAUAAUCAAAUUGGGUUUCAAAUAAAACUUGGAAAACAGAAUCUUGUAUCUUCACCAAGAAUUUACAAGGGGUUUUUUCGAAAACCGACCCGAACGAGAAAGAUUCGGGUCCGGUUAUUCGGGUCUUUUUCAAAUAGGAAACGGGUUGUGAUGGAUUCAAGUAGUGAGGAGGAAAGUGUAGCUAUGAAAGAUGGUGGAAAUGAUGAGUGUUUUAAUAGAAUUUGUUUUACAUAUUCAAGUGAAAAAAAUGAAAGAUUUUUUGGGUUUGGAGAACAAUUUUCACAUGUGGAUUUUAAGGGAAGAAAAGUGCCAAUUUUUGUUCAAGAACAAGGAAUUGGGAGAGGUGAUCAACCAAUUACAUUUGCUGCUAAUCUGGUUAGCUACAGGGCCGGGGGUGAUUGGAGUACAACUUACGCACCGUCACCGUUUUACAUGACUUCAAAGAUGAGAUCUCUUUACCUAGAAGGUUAUGAUUAUUCAGUCUUUGAUCUAACACAAGAUGACAGAGUUCAGAUACAGAUACACGGAGAUUGUGUUGAAGGUAGGAUAUUGUAUGGGAACUCACCUCCUGAGUUGAUUGAACAAUUCACCGAGUCAAUCGGGAGACCACCUGUACUUCCUGAUUGGAUAAUAUCGGGUGCCAUUGUGGGAAUGCAAGGUGGAACAGAUAAAGUUCGCCAUGUUUGGGAAGAAUUGGUGGCUCAUGAUGUACCAAUAUCGGCAUUCUGGUUGCAGGAUUGGGUAGGUGAGAGAAAAACGGUAAUCGGAUCACAACUUUGGUGGAAUUGGGAAGUCGAUGAAACACGGUAUCAUGGAUGGAAACAACUAAUUAAGGAUCUUAGUGCAAAACACAUUAAAACGAUGACAUAUUGCAAUCCUUGUUUAGCUCCGAUGGAUAGUAAGCCAAACGCAAAGAGAAACCUGUUUUUAGAGGCGAAAGAGUUGGAUAUUUUAGUAAAAAACAAGAAUGGAGAAACAUAUAUGGUUCCUAAUACAGCUUUUGACGUUGGAAUGUUGGAUUUAACGCACCCGAAUACCGCAAAGUGGUUCAAGAAAAUAUUACAAGAAAUGGUGGAUGAUGGUGUUAGGGGAUGGAUGGCGGAUUUUGGUGAAGGUCUUCCUGUUGAUGCUUGCAUCUACUCAGGUGAAGAUCCUAUUUCGGCUCAUAAUAGAUAUCCAGAAAUAUGGGCCCAAAUAAACAGAGAAUUUACGGAAGAAUGGAAGAAGACACUGGUUGGGAAAGUAAAAGAAGACCCUUCAGAGUCAUUAGUUUUCUUUAUGAGAGCUGGUUUUAGGAAUACGCCUAAAUGGGCAACGCUGUUUUGGGAAGGGGAUCAAAUGGUGAGCUGGCAGGCUAAUGACGGGAUAAAAAGUGCGGUUGUUGGUUUGCUAAGUAGUGGAUUUUGUGGUUAUGCGUUUAAUCAUAGCGAUAUUGGAGGUUAUUGUGCAGUAAGUAUACCCUUUUUUAAGUAUACAAGAGAUGAAGAGUUGCUAUUAAGAUGGAUGGAAUUGAAUGCCUUCACAACAAUAUACAGAACACACGAAGGAAACAAGCCAUCGGUUAAUAGUCAGUUCUAUUCAAAUGAAAGAACGUUAUCACAUUUCGCACGCUUUGCGAAAGUAUACAAAGCAUGGAAAUUCUACAGGGUCCAUCUCGUACAGGAAGCUAGUGAAAAAGGUCUUCCAGUUGUUCGACAUCUAUUUCUGCAUUACCCUAACGAUGAUCAUGUACACAAGUUAACCUAUGAGCAGUUUUUAGUUGGUGAUGAGAUGUUGGUGGUCCCCACACUUGAUAAACAUAAAAAGAAAGUGAAAGCGUAUUUUCCGGUUGGAGAAACUUGUGUUUGGAAACAUAUAUGGACCGGAGAUUUAUAUGACAUACAAGGUUCAGAAGCCUAUAUUGAAGCUCCAAUUGGCUAUCCAGCAAUAUUUGUUAAAAAUGGAUCUAUUGUUGGGGAAGAAUUUCUAAGAAACCUGAGAGAAUACAGGAUUUUAUGAAUAGUUAUGGCACAGUGUUGAUUGGCCAAAAGGGAAGUUAGAAAAUGAUAUUCACAAGUGUACAUUUUAUUACAAAUUCAAAUAGGGUGUCUGCUUACCCAGUUA